Messenger RNA from Heterobilharzia americana, 5075 nucleotides. The record is from the annotation of a GenBank genome assembly. Lineage: Eukaryota; Metazoa; Platyhelminthes; Trematoda; Strigeidida; Schistosomatidae.
GAUUUUUGACGCAAACAUUUUGAAUAAAAAAUGUGUUCACGCACUAGUGUGUUCACUGUUUUCGGAGUUGUGAUCCUCAUUAUUCAUCUGCACACUCAAUAUUCAUACGAACUUAAAAAUUCAAAACAGCAUUUUGAAAGUUUAAUUCACAAUUCAGCUAAGAAGUCUGCUUUCAUAAAUGUUUACAAAUCAGAACUAACUCGUCGUUCUGUAACCUUAGAACAAUUCAACUUGUCAUCGGAAGUAAUCAACUAUGCUGGAAGAAUUGGACAUAUUAUCAAAGCAUUGGAAAACUCUUUGAAGAUGCUUGUUUCUUGGACAGAAGAAGAAAUCUCAAAGUAUUCUUGGAACCCGAAGUUAUUGUCAAAGGGCAUGAAGUAUAACGAUCUUCGUGAAUUGAAGCCAGAUGAUGACCGAUUAACUGAUCAACCUGGUUAUCAAUUUAAAGUAAUGCUGAACAAGUCUGGUGUUCAUCUACCAGUGGAAGUAUAUGGUGGAGAUCCUACAGUUUUUCAUACUCUACGAUGGACUGAAGUAUUAGAUUCUAUAUUUCCAACUGAACCAAACUUACAUUUUACUUAUUUUGCAAGUUUAACUGGAAUUCUUCGUGUGUAUCCAGCAUUCCCUUGGAGAGAAAAAACUGUUGACAUGUUCGACGUUCGUAAACGAUCCUGGUUUAUACAAGGUUCUUCCGUUCCCAAAGAUUUAUUCAUAUUACUUGACACGAGUGGAAGCAUGACCGGUCAAUCGUUAAAACUGGCUAACUUAUCAGCUCAAAAGUUGAUUGAAUCUCUUGAUGUCGAUGACUACUUUACAGUAGCUCAUUUCCCUGGGGCAAAAGAUCAUGUCGCUCCCAUGAUAGUGACAGCAAAUAACGAAAGUGAACCUAUUUGUUUCAACUCAUUUGUUCAAGCAACUAAACGCAACAAGUUGCGUUUGUUUCAUGAUAUGAGUACUCUGAAGGCACGAGGUUAUUCAGAUUUCUCAGGAUCACUGAAAUUUGCCUAUGAAAUGUUUCGUAACCUAACUGGAAGCGCAAGAGGUGAUCGCGGUAAAGAGAUGAGAAAUAAAAUUCUUGUCCUAAUGACAGAUAAUGCAUUCGUCUUUGAUGAAUCUGUGCUGUCGCAACUCAAACAACAAAAGUCGAAUAUUACUACGUUUAUUUACUCACUUGGUGAACCUGUUGGUGCAGCCUAUGAGCAUACAGUGAAAGCAUGUGCGACAAAUGACUAUUAUCAGUAUUUACCAACAGUUGGAGCAGUUUCGAAUUUAAUGAAGGAUUUUCACGAUAAAGCAACGCAAAUACGUUUUGGACCAAAUAAAAGUCCACUGCCAACUGCAGUUAUUCUACAUGGUGCAUCAGAUAUUUUGCAUACAGACCAGUAUAAAGGCACUGGUUUAAUGGUCAGUAUAUCUAUGCCUGUUUACAACAGAACAAAAAAGUUAGAAUUUCUGGGUCUAAUGGGUACUGAACUACCUAUCACUUUAAUGACGACUGGAUUACCUCAAUCAAAGCUCUUUCCAGUUGGGUAUGCAUUCGUUGUCAAUACUAAUGGCUACUUAGUUUUUCAUCCAAGUUUAGUCCCUGAGUAUACCUGGUUAGAUGAUACUCCAUAUUUAGACUUUCUUGAUGUUGAGCUGAAUGUCUAUGGAUCAAAGACUAUGAUAAGAAGGAAGUUAAUUGAUAAUGUUAGAGGAUGUGAACACGUUACCGAUUUUAUUAAAGUAUCAGAUAAUAUACACACGUAUGUUAAGCCACGACUUUACUCAUUUACUAGAUUACCGAAUACAGAUUUCGGAGUGGCUUUUGUUGUGCCUACUGAUCAACACUUAUUUUUAAACAUACCUAAAGAUGUUGGAUUUUCGAUUAGUACACAUUCAUCAGGCGAUUAUAUGAUUGAUCAAGUUCCAAUUCAAAAUUUAAUCAGAAAAGCAAAGGUUAUUCUACCAUGGAAAGCCAUAGAUCCAUAUUAUAAAAUAAAUUAUCACUUCUUCAAUCUGGAGUCAGCUGAAGAACAUGCUAAGCUUCAUAAAGAUGAAGAUGAGUUAGAAUGGAGAAUUAUGGAAUCACAGAAUCUGAAUGGAAAGGAUGAUAAAAAUAAUGACCAACAACCACUGACAGCAGAAGACUUAGAAGAAACAGGCGAUAUGAAUGCAGAUAAACAAACUGAAUAUGUUGAAGAUGGAAAUAGCACACAGAAGUAUCCAUCAGUGGUAAUUAUGAGUAAUGAAUCCACUUCAGCCCACAUUGAAAUUGUAUCGGAUAAUACUCUUUGCGUAGAUAAUACAAAUUCUACUGAUUGUUUAUCAGAAAAACCAUUACUUCCCAGAAAAGUGUCUAUUCGUAGUGUACAGUUUAUGAAUGGUGAUAAUGGUGAUAAAUCAGGAAAUCUGGUUGAUGAUAUUGAUACUGAUAACACCACCAAAACAACAACAACAAGUAUGGAGAAAUCUGAUCCACUUUUAGUUUUACCAUCAAAAGACGCUAAAGAAACAACGGUUGCACAGCCAAGUGAAUUAGUAACGUCUUCUUUGAAUUUAUCAAACAGUCAUAGUUUUGAGGUCAACAGUGAAUUUAUGUCUUCCAGCCUAUCAUCAGAAUUAACUAAACUGCAAACGUCACCUACGUUAGCCUUUACGACAGAAGUUGUUGAUUUUCAGCUAACAAAAAAUGAAGCAUAUAUAUUAGGAAAUAAUACCGAUAAUCCGGCUACCGUAUCCACAGAAGCAACAAAUACUGGCAAUUUAGUGCUUGAACCUGUAACACAAAUGGUAACAGAUGAAAAAUGGGAUGAAAUUUCAGAGUUAAAUCAGGUAGACACUGAAGAACAAGUACAGAUGAAUGAUUUCAAAAGAUUUCUUGAUCAAAUAAAAAAUGUUAACUUUAGUCAAUCGGAAUUGUUAUUGCAGAUACUACUGGAGAUUAUUGUCGCUGAAAAAGAUGUUACAGAAUCAGCUGAAUCAGUAAAAUUCGAUGGUGAUAUACGCUCCCGAACAAUAGCUUUAAACACUGGUUUAAUAUGGACAUUACCAAUCAAUUCCACUGAAGACUUUUAUGACGAACUGAAACACUGGCCCAACUCACCUAUUUUUCAACGUGUAUUCGAUUCACAUGGCUUAAUAUUUUGGAUAUCUUUAAGAAGAAAUCAAGAUAAGUCAGAUGAUAACCAUAAUUCUUCAGUAAAAGGUAGCAAAUCAAAUAUAACUGCAACACCUUUCAAGGAUCAAAUCACAUUUACCCAUGAUAUAGAGGACUUGUUACGAACAGAAGGAAGUCCAGAGGCACAAACUGAAAAGCUUAAUUCCCAUGAAAAAGGAGCAGAAGGAGAAGGAGAAGAAACAUCCACAGAAUCAGGAGGAGGAGGAAAACAAGAUAGUGAUAAUCAAAAAUAUUCCGAACUUGAUAUUAUUCAGAAGGAAACUUUUGAAGAGCCUUUUAUUGAAAUAGAUGAAAAUGAUGUGAUUAUGGAAGAUCAAGAGUUGAGUCAAAUGAUAAACAAUGAUGAAGAAGAAAAGGACAAUAUAGAUAAUACACCGUUACCAGUAACAAUAUUUACACCUAUAACAAUUACACAAGGACAAGAUGUAUACAAAGCCGGAGUUUUGGGCAUUACGUUGGAACCAGAACAUCUUUCCAAACAACUUAAUUUAAUCUCAGAAUGUGUAGACUCAUCAAGCAAACUAUGUUAUUUAUUAGAGGAUGCGGCUAAUAUUAUUGCAGUGAAUAAUCAGUCACUAUAUUACCAGAUAGGUCAAUUCCUGGGACACGUCGAUCCUCAGCUGAUGAAUUCUUUGAUCCAAAAUCAUGUUUAUGGAGUUUUAAAGGAUUAUGAUUUCGAAGGAACCUGUUAUCCAAGGGAGGACAAAUCUGAAUCGGCCUCACCUGGUAUACAUCCAAUACCGUCUAUUCUUAUACAUACAAGAAAUAUAUUCAGUAUGCGUUUAUGGCUCGAUUGGUUACUAACUUUUGGCUCCUUAAGUGUAAUUGUUACAAGAACAUUUAUUACCGGUCUGAUCACAGCAGUAGUUUCAGGCAACACGAAGGACGAUGUAGAUCCUCAAAACAAACCAUAUCAAUGUAUUGAAUUAAUUAACCGUUAUUAUUCACUCAACAGUGAAAUAUAUGAAACGAGUUCACCAAGAAAUCUGCACUCUAGUCGUAUAUUUCGAGGUUUUAUAUCUUGUUCCCUACAACGCAAUCGAGAUUGGUCUGUGCAGUCUAUUAGUGGAACAAAUUUACAGUUGAUAAUCACAGAUCCAAUAUUUGAUGAAUGCGACAAAUCUGCAGUAAAGUUGCAACGUGAUCCUGUAAAAGAUCCUGGUCCAGAUGUUUGUGAAGCUUCGCGUGCUCCACGUUACCGCAGGCAAUCACAAAAGUGGACAUCAGUUGCUGGUGAUGAUGAAGUGGAAAUUCCAGUGCAUUGUUCUAGCACAAAUAGACUAACAUUUCUCAUGAACCACUAUAUUUUUCUUUGCCUCAUUGUUCCCUUUCUCCUAUAACACUGUUCUCCAAGUUUAUAUGAUUAGAAAUUUGGCCUAACAAUUGCGAUACUCUACAUAAAAAUUUUCCUCUUUCGAAAACAAAUCAACUGUAUAGAAAUCGAGGAUACCUUCACCAAUAAAUAUUAUACUGUUCAUUAAUUAUUAGUAGUGGAAAUUAAAAUGCAAAACAACCUGUUGCGUGAACUCACCUGUUAUUACUCUCUAUAUUCACUUUAUCUCACUAAUUGGAGACUUAUUGUUCCAGCAAAAUCAUUUGUCACAUUAAAGCAUGAUAUUUUAGAAGAAAAUAUAUAAAUGAAUGAAGGACGGUACUAUUUCUUUUGUUACUAAUUUAUGUCGGUAAUUUUGGAGAUUUUUCUGUCCACAGCAUAUCCUGAUUUCCGUUUACUUUUACCGAAACUAGCGGACAUUUAUUUCAAGCCUUUCUUUAAGUUCGGCUGCAUGUAUGCAUAUAUAUGUUCUUCUCUGUCAAGCAUACUAUCACUGGUACACUCGUUUAAAAUGAUAUUUCCAAACAAAGCCUAAAUUUUUACUGAAUGAAACUUACAAGUAUAUAUUUUUGUGGUGCGAUU